UCCUCGAUCAUCUAAUCCGUGUCGAUGAUGCAAAAUGUCUCUAAACUGAGCGGAACCGACGCGGUGAUGCUCAGGUGAAACUCAUCGUGUGUUGCUGUUGACCUUCGAUCCGCGGCACGGAGACAAACAUGGAUCCGUCCAGGAGGAGCGAGAGCGACUGGCAGGGACUGAUCAGCGAGUUCCUAGUUUGUAAGCAGAAGUUGGAGAGCAAGAAAGAGGCUCUUCUGAUUCUGUCAAAAGAGCUGGACACCUGCCAGCAGGAGAGAGAUCAGUACAAGCUGAUGGCCAACCAGCUGCGCGAACGGCACCAAGGACUCAAAAAGAAGUACAGAGAACUCAUUGAUGGAGAUCCCUCUCUGCCUCCUGAGAAAAGGAAUCAGGUGAAUUUAGCCCAGCUACUGAGAGACUCCAGAGACAAGAACAGCCAACUGUCUGAGGAGAUGAAGGAGCUGAAGCAACGACUGGUAGAAGCUCAGGGGGAUAAUAAGCUCCUACGAAUGACCAUCACCAAACAGAGGCUGGGAGAUGAGGAGGUUGGCGCUCGACACUUUCCUGCGCAUGAGAGAGAAGAUCUGGUCAAACAGUUAGAAAGAGCAGGAGAACAGAACGAGGUGCUGGAACACAGCGUGAAGUCGCUCACAGAUGAGCUUCAGGACGUUCGAGCUGAGCGUGACGUGUUUCAGCAGAAGGCGCAUCGGCUCAACGUGGAAAUGAACCACAUUGUAGGAAACGAUGACAUUCGCAUUUUAGACAUAGAUGCACUCUGCAUGGAGAACAGGUAUUUGCAUGAGCGGCUCAGUCAACUACAAGAAGAGGUCAACUUGCUUAAAACAAAUCUGAUGAAGUACAAGAGUGCCCUGGAGUGUAGAAAGAACUCUAAAAUCUCUGGGAAACCCAACAGUAGCGCUCUGACCGGGGUGCUCUCUGCUAAGCAAGUGAAGGAGCUGUUACUGUCUGAAGAAAACGGUUGCAGUUUGCCGGUGACUUCUCAGUCCAUCUCCGACCUCAAGUCUCUCGCCACAGCUCUGCUGGAAACUAUCCACGAGAAGAACAUGGUGGUCCAGCACCAACGCCAAAUCAACAAGAUUCUUGGAAACAGAGUAGCAGAGCUGGAGAAGAAACUAAAAACACUGGAGAUGUCUGGAUUAUGGAGCCUUCCAGGCCUCACUUAUAAUGUGUCUUUGGGAAUUUAUGGAAAAGGAAAAGAUGCCAUCAUCCUGAACACUCAGCAGGUUGAAUCACCAGAAUCUCCUGGACAGGAAGGUGACACGGGGUGUGAAAACAUACUUGCUGAGCAGCAGAGCUCCUCAGAAGUUCCAAGCCAAGACAGCGAAACACCAGCUGUGUCGGAUCUUCAGGAAGAUGCAACAUCAUUGUCCAGCGUGGAGACAUGCCACUACAACUCCUCCACCCAGUCAGCUGAAGAGGAGCCAGCCAGCCCUCAAACAGAAAAGCCAAAUAGCGAUGAGUGUCAUGAAAGUGGCCAAUCACAGAUCACAAUGGAUUGUACUGCAUUAGCAAAAGAAGAAGAGUGUCUGAGUGACUCUCCUCCCAAAGAGACAUAUUUAAACAAACCUCAUCCAUCAGAGCUCUGCCACUCACCACAAACUUCAGAGAAUUCAAACCCAACAGGAGGAAGAGAGGAUGAGUCAGACGAAUGCGCCGAAGAGGUGGAAACUGCUGAAACAGAGGGUAUUAUGACAGAGGAAAGUAUAGAUACGGUUUCAUCUACUGUUGUCUCUACUGCUGCUUUUGAAGAGCAGCAGGAGGAGGUCCAGUCAAACCAGGAGACAGAUGUUGGUGAUAGUGAGGAGACAUGAAGCCCUCCAGGAGCCGUCACAUGUCGCAUAGCACUGAAAAGAAUAAUGACAAAAGAUGCAUUCAAACUAUAUAAUGGUAUUAUUUAUUUUUAUGAAUAAUUCAAACUUCCAGAAACAUCUCACUUGAGAAUUAAUAAUAAUGGCACAACAUGACAGAUUUUCUCAUUAAUGUAUCUCUGUGAAAGAAAUAAGGAUUCAUUCCAAACCAUAAAGAAGUCUAGAACAGAUACUCUAACUUUCCUGCUUUCAUGUGGUUCCUUUUUUGAGUUCUCUGCUCUUUUUUUGUGUAGAUCUACCUUUAAAGCUGCUGAAUUACACUAUGUGAACAGAAACAACUGGACACUCAAACAAUACACUCAUUGUGACUUUUAAACAUCUCAUUUGAAAUCACUGGCAUUAAAAUGCUGCUAUGACAUUAUUCUCUCCUAUAAAAGGGUUUCUAUAAGAUUCUUCAACCUGACUACUGGACUUUUCUCUCAAUGAUUCCUGUACAUAUGCAGACUAGUGACAAAUUCAAGGAAAACCCUCAGUCCUUAACUCCCAAUAAUGAGGUGAUCAGGUGGCUCUAGUGAUAUGAGGGGGGCACUUUGCUGGCUUGGUUUGAGUCCACUUAACUCUUUCAGAGGGAAAGUUCACUGUAAAUCAAUACAAAAUUGUGAGUGACUGCCUUUAUUCUCUGAUAAACAUUUCUAUCCUGAUGAGAGUGGCCUCUUUCAGGAUGAGAAUGCCCCCAUCUACAGGGUACAAUGAGUAUGAAAACAAUGUGGAUCACAUGCAUGGUUCACCAGAGCUCAACCUUGUUUGUCACUGAUGGAAGAUUUCAGACACACAUGUUAGACAGCACUCUCCCCUAGCAUCAUCAAAACACCAAGUGAGGGAAUAUUUUUUUAUAAGAAUGAUAUUCUAUCCCACCAGUAGAGUUUUAGAGACUUGGAGAAUCGAUGCCAAGGUGCAUUGCAGCUCCUCUGGCAGCAUGUAGUGGCCCAACAUCUUGCUAACAUGUAAUGAUGAUUAUUAUAAUAAUUAUUCCUUUGUCACCUUCUGUAUAUCAAAGGUGGACAAACAGUGGUUCAUAGUGAUUAAAACAAGCAGGAACAAGCCGUGGAAUGUGUUACGCUGCCAUGCUACACUGGUGUUGAGAUUUAGAGGUUUUGAAAUGAAAACUUCAGUCUUCAUUUAUUGAAGUUAUGGAAAUCAUUGUUCUGAUACUGACUUUGAACUUAACUGUGAAAGAAAGCCUAAUUUGCAUAAACGUUUCUGCUGCUAACUUUAGACUAAGGCAACAAAUCUGAUUUCUUUUCUCAUUGACAUUUUAAAUGGAAAGGGACAAAGUGCAAUUGCUGCUGUCAGUACCCCAUCAACAGCAAGCGUUUGUGUGACUUCAAAAUUAAAUGUUUGUGAGCAAACAUUCUCCUUCAUCUUUCUACCUCUGUACACACCAUCCCUGUGAAAACUUAUAUCUUCAUAAUCUGCUGGGAAUGCUGUUUAAACUUAGAAGCAGAUUUAGUUUUGUUUCUCCAAGCAGUAAACAAACAUGUCCUGUUUAGUUUCUUAUUACUCGAUUUACACUGCAAGGCUUUGAUUUGUCCUGUUUUUGUGUUAGCAUUCUGUCUCGAAGCUACAGUUUAAAAGCAGACGUCCUCAUACAAGUUAUUUUUAGCCAUGGAAACACAAUAUUAUCAAAGUAAUAAAACAUGCUGCAUGACAUGCUAUGAACUGAUUAAAGACAUUUGCAUUUUCUUCUGUGCUGUGACCCAAUUUGUUGACAGAAAUGCUCAAAAGAAAUGUUUGAUUAUUUACAGUAAAUUGCCUGUCAGCAUUAAACAAACAGAUCCUAGUUUGGAACAUUUUUACAGACAUAUACACAUGCACCAUGAAGUCACAUCUGUACUACCACUAUUCUGAUCCUGUUUUUGAGGAAAAAUACAGUCAUCAAAUAGAAAUUACAUAGAGUCAUCUGUGAAUGUGUUGCUUGUGUGUAAAUUACCUUUCAAGGGUGUUUGUCGUAGGUUU
Stegastes partitus (bicolor damselfish) is the source of this 3833-nucleotide messenger RNA. Its product is annotated as coiled-coil domain-containing protein 149-like. Bases 129 to 1820 code for a protein of 563 amino acids. The transcript is spliced from 13 exons. Lineage: Eukaryota; Metazoa; Chordata; Actinopteri; Pomacentridae. The record is from RefSeq and is a predicted model, not a curated record.